Molecule: messenger RNA, 2549 nt
Organism: Penaeus chinensis
Lineage: Eukaryota; Metazoa; Arthropoda; Malacostraca; Decapoda; Penaeidae
Product: mast cell tryptase-like
Exons: 7
Coding region: 125-1381 (418 amino acids)
Biological process (GO): proteolysis
Molecular function (GO): serine-type endopeptidase activity
Source: RefSeq, a predicted model, not a curated record
GCCACCGCCACCGCCACCGCCACCGCCGCCGCCGCCGCCGCCUCUGCUCCCACUUGCGGUUCCGCCAUCCUUCAACAGAGCUGCAGCGAAAUCUCUGGUGCCAAACUGUGACACCAGCGGAUACAUGCAAGUUGCAACCGAACUGCAGGCCCUUGUUGCAGGUCACACAGGGAGACCCUUGGACCCCGCGGCGUUUGGGCUCGUGGAGGCGAUCUUCUUCUGUAAGUUUGGAUCAGGACAGAAUCCUCCUCCCUCCGCCUUCAAUAUCUUCGCAGGGGGAGGGCCCGCCGACCUCCCUCUCCCGAAUACUUAUCCAGGUCUUAGUUACCCGGGCUUAUUUCUUCACGACAACACGACAGUCGACUCAACUGGCCCCUCAGUGCCCGAAGCAACACCGCCUUCUGUCGGCGGCGCAGUCGGACCGGCAACUCUCGAGGUUGAUGGUGGCGAAUCUCCUGAAGAAACCACGGAGGAAAUGAUGCUUCCUGUAGAUGUAACGGAUGUCCCUGAAGUGAUAACUUUGGGUUAUGAAGAAGAGGACGAGGAAAAUGAAGAAGAGGACGAGGAAAAUGAAGAGGAACUCGAUUACAUUACCGACGACAACGAAGGCCCGAUACUUGUGACGGAGGGAAACGACCGCAACAGGUUCUUCUGCGGAGGCGCCCUCAUCACGCCGAAGCAUAUCCUAACCGCCGCUCAUUGUGUCGCUCUCUCGAGGCCCGAAGUCAUCCGACUGGGCGAGCGGGACUUGACGCAGACCACCGAGUCGCAGGCCUUCGACUACCUGGUCCAGAGAGUCGCCAUUCACCCGCAAUACAACCUCCUCUUCAACUACUUCGACAUCGCUGUGAUUGAACUUAGAAAUGAAGUGAAGUUCAGUGCUCUAGUGCAGCCUUACUGCCUGCCUGCCUCCACGCUGACGCUGGAUGGUCGCACCUGCACCGUCUCUGGUUGGGGGUCGCGACCCAACGAGUUCGCAGCAACACUGCUCACAAGCCUGGAAGUCGACGUGAAGCCCCAGGCGGAAUGCAACGCCCUGUAUGCCGAGGCAGGGAGUGUCUUCACCACCAGCUAUCCGCAGGGGCUGGACGCCACUCUUCUCUGUGCCGGCGGGGGCACCGGCAAGGACGUGUGCAGGGGCGACUCAGGCGGGCCGCUGGUGCUGGGCGUGGACGGGCGCGAGACGGAUGUGAGUGUGGUGAGCGCAGGGCUGGGCUGCGGCGACCCUCGGUUCCCCGGCAUCUACACCCGCGUCGACGCCUUCCUCGACUGGCUGGAUCGCACGGUGUACGGCGCGUGCGCCCGGGCGUCCUUCGCGGCGCUGCAAGGAGGUGCGGCCCCAGGGAACGACACGGAGGGUGGGGCGACUGCGGCGCUCUGACGUUGAGGACAUGGUAGGGAGCUGCUCCUCACACAAAUAUAGUGGGCUCAAAAAAGUUUACAAUUUCAUCUUCAAGAAAAGUUAACAUCGCGUUCCGAGAAGAACGUUCAUCCAGCGACAUCAAUCAACUCUGCACUAUCGGAGUUUUGUGUUGUGUGUUUGGCCAGCUCAUGGUCUUGGCUUCUCGCUAAAUGUUUUGUUUUACGUCAGUGAUUGAUUGUCUACGACUGAUGAAGGAUUAAACAUUAGAUCAUUUGGUCAGAAUUUUCUAAAUAGAAUGCCAAGUUUGACAACUAGUAAUUCCAGUUCAGCUUAACAGAAUGGGUCGAAACAAAUGACAUUAAACGACAUGAGAACAGUGAUUGUCUCCAAUGCGAUAUUUGCAAAUAUGAAGGCUGCUGUCACACAAGCAACCUGAGAAAUAAAACAAGAAAAAUGUUUCAGGAGCACCGAGGAAGACUUUGACAAGAACAGACACAAAGCUCAAGCCUAAGGUGAUGUCUGAACUUACUAUAACAGCAUCAGCAUUUAAGAAGAAGCAUCCAGAUCUCCCCAAGGACGUGUCAAUAACGUGUCCAGCAUCGCCUUCAGAAAGACCUCUGUUUACUGUCUCGGCGCUUAACUGUGAAGCCUCUACUCCAAAAUCUAUAAAAAAUAAAUUUUGCACGAAGUAUCAAUGCUAGAUGAUGUCCGAUUGGCAAAAAAGUGAUGCUGAGUGAUGAAAUAUCUUUCAGACAGGUGAGAGGAAUUUUUUAUUUCGUGCGUCGCCCCAACUCCGUCCUGCGCUGUGAUCACAAAUACACAGUUAAAGACAGUUAAUCGUGCGGUUUCGGAUUCUUUGAAAAUAAGGGUAGGCGAGGUCCAUACUUUCUUCUGAAGAAUGCAUCAGCGAGCGGAAGUGAUUACGCUCCUUUUCCCCAGUCAGAGACAGUCCAAAAGUUACCAAAUGACAGUGGCAUUAAUGUAUUAGAGUAGUCAGGUAAGUCACCUCAAUGAAGACCAAAGUUAAAAAAAAAAAAAAACAGGCCUAGCAACACCAAAGAUCUGCUAGAGACACUGAAGAAGCUAGUGGUGUCUCCUGUUCUGUCGAUCUUCCUGAUUCCACAGAUAGUUUUGCAGCAGAGAGGGAACAUGAUAAGUACUAAAUGUAAGAAAUAAAAUUAUGCAA